Molecule: messenger RNA, 1605 nt
Organism: Hibiscus syriacus
Lineage: Eukaryota; Viridiplantae; Streptophyta; Magnoliopsida; Malvales; Malvaceae
Product: geranylgeranyl diphosphate reductase, chloroplastic-like
Exons: 2
Coding region: 79-1464 (461 amino acids)
Biological process (GO): chlorophyll biosynthetic process; photosynthesis
Cellular component (GO): chloroplast thylakoid membrane
Molecular function (GO): oxidoreductase activity, acting on the CH-CH group of donors, NAD or NADP as acceptor; FAD binding
Source: RefSeq, a predicted model, not a curated record
UCCACCCUUCUACUGCAAAAUCAGAAAACACUCUUAACUUCGCUUGGUUAGUUGCUGGCAUUUCUCAUAAAAAGAAAAAUGAGCUCCAUUGCUUUCAAACCCUUCACCGGCCUCCGCCGUAGCUCCGCCGUUCCCUGCCCCAAUCCUACCGCCACUCUCACCAAACCCGUCGUCAAAUUCCACGUGUCAGCCGCCAAGAGGUCUCCAAAACUAAGCAACCGCAACCUCAGAGUAGCCAUCAUAGGGGGUGGCCCGGCAGGAGGCUCGGCCGCCGAAACUCUGGCAAAGGGCGGCAUCGAGACGUUCCUAAUCGAACGCAAACUCGACAACUGCAAGCCCUGCGGUGGAGCCAUCCCGCUUUGCAUGGUGGGUGAGUUCGACCUGCCAUUGGACAUCAUCGACCGGCGAGUCACCAAGAUGAAGAUGAUUUCUCCUUCCAACAUCGCCGUCGACAUCGGGCAAACGCUGAAACCCCACGAGUACAUCGGGAUGGUGAGGAGAGAAGUGUUGGACGCUCAUCUGAGAGACAGAGCUAAGGAGAACGGCGCUAACGUUAUAAAUGGGCUGUUCUUGAAGAUGGAUAUGCCCAAGAGUUGGGAUGAGCCUUAUGUUCUGCAUUACACCGAGUACGACGGCAAGGUGGGAGCUACGGGAUCUAAAUCUACUUUGGAAGUCGAUGCUGUGAUCGGAGCUGAUGGGGCUAACUCUCGUGUUGCUAAAGCCAUUAAUGCCGGAGAUUAUGAGUAUGCCAUUGCAUUUCAGGAGAGAAUCAAAAUCCCGGAUGACAAAAUGGUGUACUACGAGAAUCUUGCCGAAAUGUACGUUGGAGAUGAUGUCUCGCCGGAUUUCUACGGUUGGGUUUUCCCCAAAUGUGAUCAUGUUGCAGUGGGAACCGGCACGGUGACUCACAAGAGUGACAUCAAGAAGUUCCAGCUAGCCACUAGAAACAGAGCAAAGGACAAGAUCCUUGGAGGUAAGAUUAUACGAGUCGAGGCACACCCAAUCCCGGAGCAUCCUCGUCCACGCAGGUUAUCCGGGAGAGUAGCCUUAGUUGGAGAUGCUGCUGGAUAUGUGACGAAAUGCUCGGGUGAAGGCAUCUACUUUGCAGCCAAGAGCGGGAGAAUGUGUGCGGAGGCCAUCAUCGAGGGGUCACAAAAUGGGAAGAAGAUGGUAGAUGAAGGGGACUUGAGGAAGUACUUGGAGAAGUGGGACAAGACAUACUGGCCAACAUACAAGGUAUUAGAUGUCUUGCAGAAGGUGUUCUACAGAUCGAAUCCGGCUAGGGAAGCUUUCGUGGAGAUGUGUGCUGACGAGUACGUUCAGAAGAUGACAUUUGACAGUUACUUGUACAAGACGGUGGCGCCCGGAAACCCAUUGGAUGAUCUCAAGUUGGCAGUGAAUACCAUCGGGAGCUUGGUGAGAGCCAAUGCACUUAGGAAGGAAAUGGAAAGGUUAAAUGUAUGAGAUAAAUUAUCACUAGUUUCGGUUAUUUCUGUUAAGUUAAACCUUUUGAGAAUGACGUUUAAUUCUUGCUCCAGGGAGAGAUUAUAUUAUGUUUGUAUUUAGAAGAUGAAGUUGCACUUUAAUUUAUUACUAUGUUCAGAA